CCGUGCGGCUCCAUCUUUGACCCGGACUGACCAAGCCCAAAGUUGAUCGACCAACCUCACCUACUCCGCUCCCUCCUCAAUAUCAUCGCCAGCCGAACCAAGGCUGCCACUUCUCUUCAAAAGCUGUAUACCACAAAUAAUACAGCAAAUCGCGGAGCCACGACCGAGUCGUUUCCUCAGCAGCAAAGCAAACUCAAGUCAUUUCGUCAUAAUCGAGCUUCCCAGACGCCCCCCGCCCCCACAUGGGGAUUACACUAGCUGCCACCUGCAGGGCCGACAGGAGACUGGAACCAAAACAACCUCAGCGAGACCCUUUUCCUUAAUUGCUUGCCUGACUCCUGAGAAACAAACUCCUGCGUCUGCAGAAACUUUCAGCUGGCAACAUGUGGAACGACGAGGACAACAACCCUUAUGGGAACAACUUUGACAGGCGGGAUUCUUUCACCUCCUCUUCCGUGAACCCGGUUUCUCCUACGCGCGACUAUCCUCGAUACGACCAGCCGCAAACGCCAUCCUCCACCGGAGAUGAGGCUCCACCUCCACGCGUGUACGGUGCGCCAGCAAGCGAUGAUACCGAAAGCGAUCGCGAAUCUGCAGCGGGACAUGGCGAACUUGUGCCCAGGCGAAAGCCGGGUGGCUACGAUAGCCGCAUCGAGCAGAUACUCUACGAGCACCCCGAGCUCCCGAUCCUCAUCACCGAUGCCGGCAAGAGUCUAGAGAGCGGUGGCAGAUACAUUGUCUACACAAUCAGGACUGGAGACCUUGAGGUACGGAGACGAUACUCGGAAUUUGCUUCACUGCGAGAUGCCCUUACACGCCUACACCCGACUCUCAUCAUCCCGCCGAUACCCGAAAAACACACCAUGGCCGACUACGCGGCCAACCCCACCAACGCCAAGCAAGAUCAGCAGAUUAUUGAUCUGAGGAAACGCAUGUUGGCUGUCUUUCUCAAUCGAUGCAGAAGAAUGGAGGACAUCCGAAAGGAUGGUGUAUGGUGGAGGUUCCUAGAUCCGAACGCCAGCUGGAGUGAGGUUCUUCACUCGCAUCCUGUGGCAUCCAUUCCUAAAUCUGUGUUGAAAGCACCACCUCUGGAUACUGCGAAUCCUACCCCUGCCCAUAGUUACCUUCCCAUCCCAUCCAGCUCGGCCAAGCUUAGAAUUGGCUCCAACGGCGUACAGUCUGAUCAUAUGGCAAAUGCAUCCGCCGGGCAGCCUCGUCUCCCGUCCGAUACAAGCAACUUGAGCGAGCAGGAGUUGGACCCUUACUUCAACUCCUUUGAGGCCUCAAUAAAGGAACUGGAGCAGCUUCUUGCCGGGCCUAUGGAAAAGGUCAAUAGGAGAACCUUAAAUCACUUAUCAUCACUGGCAGCGGAUCUUUCGGAACUAGGAGCUAGGUACAAUGCGUUUGCCUUGUCGGAACAGGCGCCGUCACUUGGGCCAGCUAUAGAACGGGUCGGACAAGCGUUUGACUCGUCCUACAUUGCAACAGAGGAGCUGUCUAGUUCGCUGGGCGCUAGUUUCGCCGAGCCCAUGCGGGAAAAUGCUCAAUUUGCGGGUGUAGUUCGGAGCGUCCUCAGGUAUAGGGUCUUGAAGCGUGUACAGCAGGAGAUGACGAACGAGGAGCUGAACAAAAAGAGGGCUCUACUCGACCAACUUGAGCGCAGCGAGGCGGAAGCCCGUCGAAUCGAUCAGUAUCUUAGUGGCAGCCAGACGAUCCAACCUCCACGGAGAUCUGCUAGCGCUCGUGACGCCUCAACCUCACAACCCUCCUAUCAGCAGCAUAGACGCGAUGGUAGCCAGGAGGACACCGCUUCGAUUGAUUCGGACUUCCCACCUACACAUGGUGAUCUCUCAUCAGCGCCAUCUGCUAAGAUCGGGGCGCCAGAGCGAGGUAGUGGUGGCGGCAGCCCCGGUCAUAAGAAGGCCGCGAGUGGUAACUCCAUCACCAAUAAGAUCUUUGGCCCGAUCAGGCAUGCCGUGCAAGGAGUUGUCGACCAUGAUCCGGAACGCACGAGGCGGGAUACCAUUGGCAAAACACGCGAAUCUAUCAGUCACUUGGAGCAGGCACAGGUUGCCGUAGCGAAGGAUGUCGUGGAAGCAAGCGCGAGUGUGCUCAAGGAUAUGAAGAGAUUCCAGCGGGAGAAGGAGGAUGACUUGAAACGUUAUAUGCUGGCAUACGCCAAGUCACAGAUCGAAUGGGCAAAGAAGAACAAGGAAACGUGGGAGGAGGCCAAGGUAGAGAUUAACAAGAUCGACGAGUCUUAAGGGGUACUACAUUAACAUAAACAGAGAAAAGAAGAAAAAAAAAAGCGCCGCUAUUUGAUAGCAUCGGCGGGGUGUUCGGG
Pyricularia grisea is the source of this 2344-nucleotide messenger RNA. RefSeq lists its product as uncharacterized. The record is from RefSeq and is a predicted model, not a curated record. The transcript has 5 exons. Gene Ontology annotation, biological process: retrograde transport, endosome to Golgi. Gene Ontology annotation, molecular function: phosphatidylinositol binding. Bases 384 to 2264 code for a protein of 626 amino acids. Lineage: Eukaryota; Fungi; Ascomycota; Sordariomycetes; Magnaporthales; Pyriculariaceae.